Molecule: messenger RNA, 2882 nt
Organism: Lemur catta (Ring-tailed lemur)
Lineage: Eukaryota; Metazoa; Chordata; Mammalia; Primates; Lemuridae
Gene: ZNF470
Product: zinc finger protein 470
Exons: 8
Coding region: 693-2696 (667 amino acids)
Biological process (GO): regulation of transcription by RNA polymerase II
Molecular function (GO): DNA-binding transcription factor activity, RNA polymerase II-specific; RNA polymerase II cis-regulatory region sequence-specific DNA binding
Source: RefSeq, a predicted model, not a curated record
ACGAGUGGAGCUGGGUGCUGCUGCUGGCUCACAGGGUCCGCGUGCGGAAGACGGUGUGUCUUGGAAUGACUGAAGCCCCUUAUGUGACUGAGAGCAGGAAAGCGACCUGCAGGAGACUCAGUACCCGCCCGCCCCCAGAUCAACUACGUAAGGCCCUAGAGUCCUAGCAAGGUGCCCAUGCGGGGCAGCUGAAGCUAAAGCAUUUCUCGUCCACCUUACAUGGAGGGGGCAGAGCUCAGGACACGUCCGGCGUCCACAAGACAGGGCGGAACGGAGACCGUGGAGACUCCGUACAGAGAUGAGGACACUGAAACACAGAGAGAGUAACAAAUCACCACUGAGUAGAAGAGCCAGGAUUCAGAUCCAGAACAAGCUGACUCCAGAGUUCCUCUCUGUACCAGCUGUCAUAUAAUCCCAUCAACAGUUACCUGAGCUCUGCCCUCUCAAAGUAUAGCUGUUCUCCAAAGGAAGAGCCAGGAAGAGGUAGAGGUGACAGGAACUGAACUUCUUAAAGUCAUGUCCCUGGCAUACCUCUUAACAUCUCAAGAGCACUAAGAUUUCUUAGAAAAUACUGUGGAGAUUGAAACCAUAUUCAUCAGAGUUUGGUGACUUUCACAGAUGUGGCCAUAGACUUCUCCCAAGAUGAGUGGGAGUGGCUGAAUCUUGCUCAGAGAAGUUUGUAUAGGAAGGUGAUGUUGGAAAACUACAGCAAUCUGGUUUCAGUAGGUCUUUGCAUUUCUAAGCCAGAUGUGAUCUCCUUAUUGGAGCAAGAGAAAGAGCCCUGGGUGAUGAAAGGAGAGAUCACCGGAGGCCUGUGCCAAGACUUGGAGUAUGUGUGGGUGACUAAGGAAUUAUCUCCAAACCAGGAUGUUUAUGAAGAAAAAUUACCCCAGACAAUAAUAAUGGAAACACUUACAAGGUAUGACCUCGAAUGUUCUACUUUAGGGGAAAACUGGAAAUGUCAAGACCUGUCUGAGAGGGAGCCGGCAAGUCAGAGGACCCACUGUAGGCAAGAGAUAAUCACUCAUAUAGAUAACCUUACUGAGAAAAGAGACUACUCUAACAAAUCUGGGACAAUUUUUAAUCUGAAUACAUUAUCUUACAUAAAGCAGGUUUUUCCUAUGGAAAAGAGGAUAUAUAAUUUUGAUUCAGAUAAGAAAAGCUCAAAAACACAUUCAGUUGAAAAAAAAUACAAGCAAGUUUAUGGAGAAAAGAAACUGUUAAAAUGUAAUGACUGUGAGAAAAUGUUCAGCAAAAUCUCAACCCUUACUCUUCAUCAAAGAAUUCAUACUGGAGAGAAACCCUAUGAAUGUAUUGAAUGUGGAAAGGCCUUUAGCCAGAGUGCCCACCUUGCUCAACAUCAGAGAAUACAUACAGGGGAAAAGCCCUUUGAAUGUAUUGAAUGUGGGAAGGCUUUCAGCCAGAAUGCUCAUCUUGUUCAACAUCAGAGAGUUCAUACUGGAGAAAAACCUUACCAAUGUAAGCUGUGUAAUAAAGCCUUCAGCCAGCUUGCACACCUUGCUCAACAUCAGAGGGUUCACACUGGAGAGAAGCCCUAUGAAUGUAUUGAGUGUGGGAAGGCUUUUAGUGAUUGUUCAUCCCUAGCUCAUCAUCGAAGGAUUCACACUGGAAAGAGACCUUAUGAAUGUAUUGACUGUGGGAAAGCAUUCAGGCAGAACGCUUCUCUGAUACGUCAUCGACGAUAUUAUCAUACUGGAGAGAAACCCUUUGACUGUGUUGAUUGUGGGAAGGCUUUCACUGAUCACAUAGGACUUAUUCAACAUAAGAGAAUUCAUACUGGAGAGAGACCUUACAAAUGUAAUGUGUGUGGGAAAGCUUUUAGCCAUGGCUCCUCCCUAACAGUACAUCAGAGAGUUCAUACAGGAGAGAAACCUUAUGAAUGUGAUGUCUGUGAGAAAGCCUUUAGCCACCGUGGCUCCCUUACUCUUCAUCAAAGAGUUCAUACUGGAGAGAAACCCUAUGAAUGUAAGGAAUGUGGGAAAGCUUUCCGGCAGAGCACACACCUUGCUCAUCAUCAGCGGAUUCAUACUGGAGAGAAACCUUAUGAAUGUAAGGAAUGCAGCAAAACCUUCAGCCAAAAUGCACACCUUGUGCAACAUCAGAAAAUACACACUGGAGAGAAACCUUAUGAAUGUAAGGAAUGUGGUAAGGCCUUCAGUCAGAUUGCACACCUUGUUCAACACCAGAGAGUUCAUAGUGGUGAGAAGCCUUAUGAAUGUAUUGAAUGUGGGAAGGCCUUUAGUGACAGCUCAUAUCUCAUUCAGCAUCAGAGACUCCACACUGGCAAAAGACCAUAUGAGUGUCUUGAAUGUGGGAAGGCAUUCAGGCAGAAAGCAUCUUUGAUUUGUCAUCAAAGAUGUCAUACUGGUGAGAAACCUUAUGAAUGUAGUGUUUGUGGGAAGGCCUUUAGCCAUCGUAAAUCCCUUACUCUUCAUCAGAGAAUUCACACAGGAGAGAAGCCUUAUGAGUGUAAGGAGUGUAGCAAAGCUUUCAGCCAGAUUGCCCAUCUUACACUACAUAAGAGAAUUCAUACUGGAGAAAGGCCCUAUGAAUGUAAAAAAUGUGGAAAAGCCUUCAGGCAGAGUGUACAUCUUGCUCAUCAUCAGCGAAUUCAUAUUGGAGAGUCAUCCUCAAUUGUUACUUCCUCCUCACUCCCAUACCACCAAGUUCUAUAGAUUCAUUAUUUUUACAUGCCUUUCCAGCCUAUGUCCCAUCAUCAUAGUCCAUAAAGCGACCAUCUUAAUUUGCUUCCUGCAAUUCUAUAACUGUUGUCCCUCUUGCUUCUCUCAAGUACAUUUUUAACACUUAGCAGCCUCUCUUAAAAAUAAAAAUAUAUAUUCAUGUUACUCUCCCAUUUAAAA